CGCCCCCCCAGGAGGCGCCACCACAGCCAUGGCCGAGAACCCUGGCUUGGAGAACCACCGCAUCAAUAGCUUUAAGAACAAGGGCCGCGAUGUGGAAACAAUGCGAAGACACAGAAAUGAAGUAACAGUUGAACUUCGAAAGAACAAAAGAGAUGAACAUUUACUGAAAAAAAGAAAUGUUCAAGAAGAGAGUUUGGAAGAUUCACAUGUUGAUGCUGAUUUUAAAGCACAAAAUGUAACACUAGAAGCUAUCUUGCAGAAUGCCACAAGUGACAACCCAGUGGUACAGCUGAGUGCUGUUCAGGCUGCAAGAAAGCUGUUAUCCAGUGACAGAAACCCAUCAAUUGAUGACCUAAUAAAAUCUGGCAUUUUACCAAUUCUAGUCAAAUGUCUAGAAAGGGAUGAUAACCCUUCGUUACAGUUUGAAGUUGCUUGGGCAUUAACUAAUAUAGCAUCAGGAACUUCUGCACAGACUCAAGCUGUUGUACAGUCGAAUGCUGUACCUCUUUUUCUGAGACUGCUUCACUCGCCACACCAGAAUGUUUGUGAACAGGCAGUAUGGGCUUUAGGAAACAUUAUAGGUGAUGGUCCUCAAUGUAGAGAUUAUGUCAUGUCACUGGGAGUUGUCAAACCUCUUCUGUCCUUCAUCAAUCCCUCCAUUCCCAUCACCUUCCUUCGGAACGUCACAUGGGUCAUUGUCAAUCUCUGCAGGAAUAAGGACCCCCCACCGCCUAUGGAGACAGUUCAGGAGAUUUUGCCAGCAUUAUGUGUCCUCAUAUACCAUACAGACAUAAACAUUCUUGUAGAUACUGUUUGGGCUCUAUCAUACCUGACAGAUGGAGGCAAUGAACAAAUACAGAUGGUUAUUGAUUCAGGAGUUGUGCCUUUUCUAGUGCCCCUUCUGAGCCACCAGGAGGUGAAAGUUCAAACAGCAGCACUCAGAGCAGUUGGCAACAUCAUGACUGGCACUGAUGAACAGACCCAGGUUGUACUCAACUGUGAUCGGCUCUCACAUUUCCCAAAUCUCUUAUCACACCCAAAAGAAAAGAUAAAUAAGGAAGCAGUGUGGUUCCUUUCCAACAUAACGGCAGGCAACCAACAACAAGUUCAAGCUGUAAUAGAUGCUGGAUUAAUCCCUAUGAUUAUUCAUCAGCUUGCUAAGGGGGACUUUGGAACACAAAAAGAAGCUGCAUGGGCAAUUAACAACUUAACGAUAAGUGGUAGAAAAGAUCAAGUUGAGUACCUUGUUCAGCAGAAUGUAAUACCUCCAUUCUGUAAUUUACUCUCUGUAAAAGAUUCUCAAGUAGUUCAGGUGGUUCUCAAUGGUCUGAAAAACAUUCUGAUAAUGGCUGGUGAUGAAGCAAACACAAUAGCUGAAAUAAUAGAAGAAUGUGGAGGUUUGGAGAAAAUUGACGUUUUACAGCAACAUGAAAACGAAGACAUCUAUAAGUUAGCAUUUGAAAUCAUAGAUCAGUAUUUCUCUGGUGAUGAUGCUGAUGAAGAUCCUAGCCUCAUUCCUGAAGCAACACAAGGAGGUACUUACAACUUUGACCCAACAGCCAACCUUCAUACUAAAGAAUUUAAUUUUUAAGUUGAGCACAGCAUCUUUCCUUUGUUCAAUAUGAAGCACCAACAGAUGGCUACCAAAUGACAAGAACAACAGUAAAAGGCUCCAAAACAUACAUGCCUCUUCGUUUUGAUGCUUCUAAAGCAAGCCAUGUCUCAGUCACUUUGCAGUUGCCAAAAGUCACUAUCACAUGGACUGUAAAUGCAUAUGCAUGAUUCCCUAAACUGUUUUAGAAUUCUCCUUAACAAUCUCAACUACCCUAUUUUCCCCUGUUCCCUGGUGCCACACGAUGACAACUGCAGUUUCUGGUUUAGAAUAUUCCAUAGUGGUGGCAUGUCAGCUGCCCACUUGAUAUUCCUUUGGAAAAUGGUGCACUGUGGAUCAAGACACUUUGGUAUGAUGCAUAUACACAUUGGAAGACUUUAAAGAGGUGCAGUCUUAAUCUGAGCCUCCAUCAUCCU
This is a messenger RNA of Erinaceus europaeus (western European hedgehog), 2028 nucleotides long. Its product is annotated as importin subunit alpha-4-like. Gene Ontology annotation, biological process: NLS-bearing protein import into nucleus. The coding region runs from base 29 to 1591 and encodes 520 amino acids. The record is from RefSeq and is a predicted model, not a curated record. The transcript has a single exon. Gene Ontology annotation, molecular function: protein binding; nuclear import signal receptor activity. Gene Ontology annotation, cellular component: nucleoplasm; nucleus; cytoplasm. Lineage: Eukaryota; Metazoa; Chordata; Mammalia; Eulipotyphla; Erinaceidae.